AUGUCCGUUUCAGAGCAGUAUCUCCAGAGUCCAUUGCAAAUGGAGCACUCCUGCGAAUUGUUGCUGACCUCGGAGCUAUUUACAUUUCACUCGGAACGCAUGUCCGAGAUCUUGAUAGAAGACACUCGUCAGGCGACCGAUCCGCAUGUUCAGUUCAUCUUGUAUAGCGUCCUCUUGAAUCACGGACGACGGAGUGCAAACUUCCUCCGGUCCCAGAAGCGCUGGCAACCCAUCCUCCCGCUGCUCAUGGACAAUAUUACGGUGGAUGUGGAUCCAGACGUGGAGGACACGUAUUUCGGAUCGACUUCUGGGACAAGCUCGGGCGUGCAGAGGUCGAUGGCGGUCCCGAUUGAGGCGAAGCUAAGGUCGCUGUCCGUUCGUCUGUUGUAUGAUGUGUGCAGGGUGCAGAAGUUGUCGAUCGAAGAUUUGGAAAUCUUCUCGGACAUCUUCAUCGACUAUCUGUUCGACUUGGUCGAGCAGACAAGACAUAUGCAGGACGAGUCAUUCAACUAUUCAGUCAUCAAGUUGCUUGUAGCCUUAAAUGAACAAUUCAUGGUGGCCUCUCUACAUCCUCAUGCUCCACGAAACGAUGUCAAACCGCAUCCAGCACAUGCGGGGCAUGCGGGACAUAAGACCCCCGAGAAGAUUGAAGGGCAGAAUCGCAUACUGCGGGUGCUGAAGACACGCAUAGGAUCGAGCAUGACGUUUGGGGAGAACAUGAUAUUUAUGUUGAAUCGCGCAGAUAGGACUGCGGAAGAUCUAUGCAUGCAACUGCUCGUCUUGAAACUACUGUAUCUUCUAUUCACCUCUAAGGGAAUGGCUGAAUAUUUCUAUACCAAUGACCUGUGCGUCUUGGUCGAUGUCGUUUUGCGCGAAAUAGGCAACAUCGACGAAGAUAACGAAUCGUUACGACAUACCUACCUGCGUGUUUUACAUCCACUGCUGACCAAAACACAGCUACGCUCGAUGCCCUACAAGCGUGCUCAAGUUGUGCGGACACUUGAGCUGCUCGUUGAAAACGAGAGCAUACGUGAUGUUGAUCCCACCACUAAGCGACUGGUUGCGCGCUGCCUUUCCGGUGACUGGUGUGUACAAUUCCGCAAGACCCUGGAUGUACCCAAUCGUGUCGAUAGUCCGGGUUUGUCUGGUGUCACCUCUCCGCAUAGCGUAAGCUCUGUCACGGCGAUGCAGAUAGACAGGCUCAGGUCGGGUUCUAUUCGAGGAAAAAAUUACAAGGCCAGUCGCAGCGUGGAGAAUCUUGCGAGCAGUGCAAAUAUUGGCAGGGCGCGCGGACCCGGGCAAACUCGCAAUGCCGAAGUACCUAGACAGCCCAGCGCCGAUAGCGCGGGUAGUCUUCCCAAACUUGCAACAGCAAGUUCACCCACAAAUGCACCUCGACGACGGGACCGUGCAGGCUCAAUGGAUGGCGAUGGAAUGACCAGUAAUUUUGCGUCGCUGUCGCUGCAUGAUCGAAAACACGUCGUCAUACCAGACACGGUGCCCCUCACGGCAGAGCCGAUUAGGAGCCCCCCUCUCUCUAACAUCCGAGUCGAUGCUCCGAUGUCCCCUACCGAUCCACCAGAUUCGCCGAUGUCCCUCAUAUCCUCGUCGUCUUCAUCUACCCUCGGUUCAAAACCACGGAGGUCAGCGCCGGCACCUCCGACCAAACGACGAAAACCGCCUGCGGUGCCCGCCGGUCGGGUUCCCAUGUCGCCGAUGUCUGCUGCUGCCUCCCAGCCCUCCUUGACUUCGUUUUUGCCCGCGAGGCGCUAG
Fibroporia radiculosa is the source of this 1773-nucleotide messenger RNA. RefSeq lists its product as uncharacterized. The transcript has 6 exons. Gene Ontology annotation, biological process: endocytosis; actin cortical patch assembly; actin cortical patch localization. The coding region runs from base 1 to 1773 and encodes 590 amino acids. Gene Ontology annotation, cellular component: actin cortical patch. The record is from RefSeq and is a predicted model, not a curated record. NCBI's taxonomy places the organism in Eukaryota, Fungi, Basidiomycota, Agaricomycetes, Polyporales, Fibroporiaceae. Gene Ontology annotation, molecular function: Arp2/3 complex binding.